Messenger RNA from Marmota flaviventris (yellow-bellied marmot), 2174 nucleotides. RefSeq names its product negative elongation factor complex member C/D (gene Nelfcd). Gene Ontology annotation, molecular function: RNA binding. Gene Ontology annotation, cellular component: nucleus; NELF complex. NCBI's taxonomy places the organism in Eukaryota, Metazoa, Chordata, Mammalia, Rodentia, Sciuridae. The record is from RefSeq and is a predicted model, not a curated record. Gene Ontology annotation, biological process: negative regulation of transcription elongation by RNA polymerase II.
GCUCGCGGAAAGCAUGGCGGGGGCCACGCCAGGCGCCAUCAUGGCCGAAGACUACUUCGGGAACGCGGCCGAGUGGGGCGACGAGGCGGAUGGCGGCCAGCAACAGGAGGAUGAUUCUGGAGAAGGAGAGGAUGAUGCAGAGGUGCAGCAGGAAUGCCUUCAUAAGUUUUCUACCCGGGACUAUAUCAUGGAGCCCUCUAUCUUCAACACUCUGAAGAGGUAUUUUCAGGCAGGAGGCUCUCCAGAGAAUGUCAUCCAGCUCUUAUCUGAGAACUACACUGCUGUGGCCCAGACUGUGAACCUGCUAGCUGAGUGGCUCAUUCAGACAGGUGUUGAGCCCGUGCAGGUCCAGGAAACUGUGGAAAACCACCUGAAGAGUUUAUUGAUCAAACAUUUUGAUCCCCGCAAAGCAGAUUCUAUUUUUACUGAAGAAGGAGAGACCCCAGCUUGGCUUGAACAAAUGAUUGCACAUACCACAUGGAGAGAUCUGUUCUACAAACUGGCUGAAGCCCAUCCAGACUGUUUGAUGCUUAACUUUACUGUUAAGCUGAUUUCUGAUGCGGGGUACCAAGGGGAGAUCACCAGUGUGUCCACUGCCUGCCAGCAGUUGGAAGUGUUCUCCAGAGUGCUCCGUACCUCUCUAGCCACCAUCUUGGAUGGAGGGGAAGAAAACCUUGAAAAAAAUCUCCCUGAGUUUGCUAAGAUGGUGUGUCACGGGGAGCACACGUACCUGUUUGCGCAGGCCAUGAUGUCCGUGCUGGCCCAAGAGGAGCAGGGCGGCUCUGCGGUGCGCAGGGUGGCACAGGAGGUGCAGCGCUUCGCUCAGGAGAAAGGCCAUGAUGCCAGUCAGAUCACACUGGCUUUGGGCACAGCUGCUUCCUACCCCCGGGCCUGCCAGGCCCUUGGGGCCAUGCUGUCUAAAGGAGCCCUGAACCCUGCAGACAUCACUGUUCUGUUUAAGAUGUUCACAAGCAUGGACCCACCUCCUGUUGAACUGAUCCGGGUGCCAGCCUUCCUGGACCUGUUCAUGCAGUCACUCUUUAAACCGGGGGCCAGAAUCAACCAGGAUCACAAACACAAGUACAUCCACAUCUUGGCCUAUGCAGCAAGUGUGGUUGAGACCUGGAAGAAGAAUAAGCGAGUGAGCAUCAAUAAAGAUGAGCUGAAGUCAACGUCGAAGGCUGUGGAAACUGUUCACAAUUUGUGUUGCAAUGAGAACAAAGGGGCCUCUGAACUCGUGGCAGAACUGAGUACACUUUAUCAGUGUAUUAGGUUUCCAGUGGUAGCAAUGGGUGUACUGAAAUGGGUGGAUUGGACCGUGUCAGAACCAAGGUACUUCCAACUGCAGACUGACCAUACUCCUGUGCACCUGGCAUUGCUAGAUGAGAUCAGCACCUGCCACCAGCUCCUGCACCCCCAGGUCCUGCAAUUGCUUGUUAAGCUCUUCGAGACUGAGCACUCCCAACUGGAUGUGAUGGAGCAGCUUGAGCUGAAGAAGACACUGCUGGACAGGAUGGUUCACCUGCUGAGUCGAGGUUAUGUACUUCCUGUUGUCAGUUACAUCCGAAAGUGUCUGGAGAAGCUGGACACUGACAUUUCACUCAUUCGCUAUUUUGUCACUGAGGUACUGGAUGUUAUCGCUCCUCCAUACACCUCUGACUUUGUGCAGCUCUUCCUCCCCAUCUUGGAAAAUGGCAGCAUUGCGGGCACCAUCAAAACAGAAGGCGAACAUGACCCCGUGACAGAAUUUAUCGCUCACUGCAAGUCUAACUUCAUCAUGGUGAACUAAGUCAAGCAUCUGCAGAGCUGAAGCAGGUUUUCCAGGCUCCACUGAGGAGAGCCCUCUCAAGAAGCUGCCAUUUGCAGCUCAGCCAGCACCUUGGAUGUGGAAUCUGCUGAGGGGUGGAUGACUUCCUUAGAAGGAAAGUGUUAGCAGUGUGAGAGCCUGCUAGUGACGUCUCCUCCCCGUAUGGUCAGUCCAGUGCUCAAUUCCCUCCACAUUGCCUCCGCAUGAACCUGCUGCUGGCCCUGGGGGUGGUGGGAGUUGUGAAGUUGAGACUCUGGUGAACAACUUUUCAAGGCUGACUAAGUUUUCUCACAAGAACCCAAUUGGUUAGUUGAUGUUUUAUUGUAAUUGUUUAAAUUUGCUAAGAAUAAUAAAUUUUUAAAAAGCU